Messenger RNA from Prunus persica (peach), 5622 nucleotides. Its product is annotated as probable disease resistance protein At4g27220. The coding region runs from base 1037 to 5284 and encodes 1415 amino acids. Lineage: Eukaryota; Viridiplantae; Streptophyta; Magnoliopsida; Rosales; Rosaceae. The record is from RefSeq and is a predicted model, not a curated record. The transcript has 8 exons. Gene Ontology annotation, molecular function: ADP binding.
CUUUCAUUUUCCUCCUUUUUGGGUCAACGUUCAUCUUCUUCUUCAGAAAGAAAACCCAAACUCGUGGGUAUUAUUCAUCACUCUAGAAGUCUGAUUUUGAAAGCUCAAAUCAGCAAACUUUCUUCAUCAAAGUUGUUCGUCUGUUCGAAUACUAUAUCAUACCCAAAAAUGAGCAUCAUCAGACGGGUCUAGCUACCUCGAACCGGCUAUGACAUUUCUGUGUUCAUCCAUGGCUGGUUGUUCCUCAGUUGACAACUAUGACAUAUCCAAAAUCAGAGCAAUCCAACUACUCUAGCUAUGUCUGUGAUGACAAAACUUCCUUCAUGAAGGUUGUUCAGAAGUCUUUUCGGCAGUGGUACACCUGAAACAAGCUUUUGUUAGUUUUCAAGUGUUGUUUGAGUUGGUUAUUUCUCUGUGGCAGCUUCACCCAGGAUUUCGGACCAAUAUUAAGGAAUCAGUUGCCCAAGCAAGAACAAUUUGAGUUCAAAGGUGCAUAAUGCAAGUGAGACAUCAACUUUGGAUUCUAGAUAGGAGGAUUCACUCUCGGACAUGUAUUCUUGUGUAUGUAUGACAUAGUAUAUAUUUUUGUGUGUGAAAACUGCAAUGUUUGUGAUUGCCUAAUUAACACUUUAGUUUUUCUUUAUUUUCUUUACUAUUUAUUUAUUUUUGUUGGGUGAGCAAAACAUGAGUGGUUCCUUUACACUUUAGUAGGAAAACUCUUGUUUGUAACUUUUGUAAUAUUCUUUCUUUAUUUUGGGUAUUAAGGGCCGGUUUUUUACUUUCUUCGGUUCCAUUGCUUUUCUUCUUUUUCUUGUUCUAUUUCUCUCAUCUUACAACACAAAUAUUUAUACAUCGAUCUUUAUUUCUCCAGUCUUUGUAGGUAGUUAUUGUAUGGCUUUAGUGGUAUACUGGGCAUUCGGAUUGCGGAUAGUGCUAAUUUGCCGCUAACUCCAGGUGUGGAAUCGCUUGCAACAGUUUCAUUUGGUUUGAGAAUUUCCUUAGUCUCUGGUGGCUUUAUAUAAAAAGGCAACAGAAAAUGGAAGAGAUUGGUGCUUCAAUUGUAUCUAAAAUUGUAGAAGAACCAGUGGCACUAAUUGGGAGACAACUCAGCUAUCUAAUAUACUACGAUUCUAACAUAGAAAGUCUAAAGGAUGUGCUUAAAAACCUUGAUGACAAGAAAAAUGAUGUGCAAAGAUCUGUGGAUGCUGCAAAAAGGAAUGGUGCAAUCAUUAAAGAUCAAGUUCAGAGUUGGUUGGAGGAAGUAAGCAAAAUAUUUCGUGAAGCGGAAGAACUUGAAACCAAACUCAACAUGCAAAGGCGGUGCCCAAGUUUGAAAUCGCGGUAUUCUCUGAGUAGGAAAGCCAAGAAGAUUGCUAAGUGUGCCCUUGAUCUCAAACUAGACGAAGGACUGAGUAAUAAUGUUGCCAAUCCUGCACCUCUGCAACAGCUGGGGUCAAUUAUCUCUAGUGAAGGUUUUAAGGGUUUUGAAUCCAGAAAAGAUGUCAUGAAUGAUGUGCUUAGUGCUUUGAGGAAUGAAAAGACAAGAAUAUUUGGGAUUUGCGGGAUGGGAGGUGUGGGUAAAACCACAAUGGUGAGAGAAAUCAAAGAAAUCAUCAAGAGAUUACAAGGAACAAAUAAGCUGUUUGAUGAUGUUGUGAUGUCAACUAUAUCCGCAACUGUAAACAUUAGGAAAAUUCAAACUGAAAUUGCAGAGUCACUAGAUAUGAAAUUGGUCGAGGAAAGUGAAUCUAUAAGAGCACAAAGGCUACAUGAGAGAAUCAAGCAGAGUAAAAGAAUCCUGAUUAUAUUGGAUGAUGUAUGGUCAGAGCUUAAAUUACAGGAUGUAGGAAUCCCUUUUGGUGUUGGACCUACAACUAAUCAAGUUCAUGAAGGGUGCAAAAUUUUGUUGACAUCUCGAAAUGAAGAAGUUUGUAAAGUAAUGGGUUGUAAAGAUGACAUUUUUGGAGUCCAAGCCUUAAAUAAAGAAGAAGCAUGGGAGCUUUUCAGGGCGACUGUAGGUGAAUCCUUGGACAAUAAUCCUGAUUUGUCUCAUGUUGCAAAAUUGAUUGUUGAUGAAUGCAAAGGUUUACCCAUUGCUAUCAUAACUGUUGGGAAAGCGCUUCUACCAAGUAAUGGCAAGCAUGAAUGGAAUACUGCCUUGCAAGAACUGAAAAAUUCCCUCCCUGAAAACAUCCCUGGAAUGGAACCUGAGGUUUAUUCUUGCAUAAAAUUGAGUUAUGAUAAAUUGGAUAGUGAUGAAGUCAAGUCAUGCUUUUUACUUUGUUGCUUAUUUCCAGAAGAUUAUGAUGUUCCGAUUGAGUAUUUGGUGAGGUAUGGGUUGGGUCGAGCAACUUUCAGAAACACCAACACAGUCGAAGAUGUAAGAAACAAAGUGCAUUCUUUCGUUGGACAACUAAAAAGAAGGUAUUUGUUGCUGGAUAGUGAAAAGGAAGAAUGUAUCAAAAUGCAUGACAUAGUUCGUGAUGUUGCUAUAUCAAUUGCCUCAAAAGAUCCUCACAGAUUUAUGGUAAGAUCAUUUGAUGCUGAAGGUGGAGGUGGAGGACGACCAGGGGUACAAAAAGUUACAAACCAAGAACAUUGCAGUGCAAUUUCAUUAAUUGAUGUUAAAUUGGAUGAAAAUAUUACUGAUGGUUUGGAGUGCCCCAAACUUGAGCUUCUACAACUGAAAAAUUCCUCAAGUAGUUCACAAUAUUCGAACCACUUUAAAAGAAUGGAAGAACUCAAGGUUUUGGCUUUCUUAGAGGUGAAUAUGUCAAGCUAUUUGGCCUCGGAAAAAUCUCUACUGCUUGGAGAACCCAAGUACCUUCAUACCUUGUGUCUAGAGGAUUGCAAAUUGGGAGACAUAUCCCAUGUCAUUGGAGGAUUGGAGAAUUUGGAGAUCCUCAGCUUUGCUCGCUCUGAAAUCAGUAAGUUGCCUAGAGAAAUAGGACAUCUUCAUCGGUUAAGGAUGCUGGAUACAACAGAUUGUGAAGGACUUGAAGAAAUUCCUCAUGGUGUCUUAUCCAAGUUAAGGAGAUUAGAAGAGUUGUACAUGGCAGAAAGCUUUCUCAAUUGGGCUCCAGCAACAGGAAGCAAGGAUGAAACGAGCAUGGCAAGCCUUGAUGAGGUGACGUCUCUAUCUGAUCAUUUAAAUGUCUUAGCCAUAAAAAUCCAUGAUGUUCAGAUGUUGCGGAAUGAUGAGUUUCUUUUAAGAAGUCAGCCUAUAAGAUUUCAUGUAUCUAUCAAUAUUAGUUGGUCAUACAAAAAAGAGAGUUUCAAGAAUCGAAUGCGUGGUUAUCUGUUCGAAAAUAGUUUGAUGCUUCGUGGUGAUGUAAAGGAAUAUUUGGAGAUUGGAGCAGUUAGAUACUUCUUGAAGCAAUCUGAAGACUUAAGCCUACGCCACACAUACAAUUUAAAGUAUGUCAUCGAGAAGUUAGACGAUCAAGGGGGCUUUCAACACUUGAAAGUGUUAUCAAUCAUGUAUGACAACAACAUAGAGUAUCUUAUGAAUGGAACAGAUUGGACUCGUCGUGGUCAACCUGCCUUUCCCAUCUUAAAAUCAGCUACCUUUGAGUAUGUUGACAAACUAAAAGUUUUGUGUUGUGGCAAACUACCAGACAAGCGCUCUUUUAUGAACCUGAAAUCUAUUGUAAUUGACAAUUGUCAUGAGUUAAAAUAUGUCUUUUCACUAUCCGUAGCACAAAACUUGGUACAACUCCAGAAAUUAAUUGUUAAAAACUGUCAGAAAGUGGAAGAUAUCAUAUCAAGGGAAAGAAUGGAAGAUGAUAAUGCAUCUCACAGGAUAAGUUUCCCAAGAUUAACUGUUUUGAAGCUUUAUGAUCUACCCAAGCUCCUUGGUUUCUACACGGGAAACCAACGGGACUCCACCUAUGAGAUUAUAAAGCCCAAUGAUGAAAGUGUGAAUAAGACGAAAGAGACUAGGAAUGACAAUCAAGUUGCUGGGUCGACCUCAUCUAGAUCAAAAGUAGCACAAGUGGGAGCAAGUUGUAAUGCUCUAUUUCCUUCAAAUUGCAUUUCAUGGUUACCAAAUCUAGAGAAACUAGUGUUGAUAGAUUCGACAAGUGAGCAAGGCUCAGAAGAACUAGUAUUCAAUGUGGUAUUUGAUUUAGAAGGGCAUAAUUCAGCAUUUUCUCAAUUACAAACAUUCCAAGUGUUUUCUUUAUAUGGAGUUGAACAUUUGUGGAAGAACGUUCAACCUGGAUUCCAAGGUUUUCAAAAUGUAAGAUCUUUAGAUAUUCAAGAAUGUAGGAGUCUAAAAUAUCUAUGCCCUUAUGAAAUUUACAAGCUCCUUGUGAAUCUCGAAGAAGUCCAAAUAUAUGAAUGUGAGAAUAUGGAAACUAUAGUACAUGAAGAAGGGAAAGAGACAGGUGGCAGUGGCUCGAUGACUUUGUUUCCCAAACUAAUUAAUAACAUCAUACUAGACAACUUGCCAAACCUCGAGAGAUUUUGCCCUGAUGCCCAUUCUUUUGCAUGGUCCUCCUCCACGAGAGUUCUGCGUGUGGAAUUUUGCCCCAAAUUAAAGACAUUGGGUUUUGAACUAGUAAGCAAAAAUCUACCUGCAGCAGUUGCAGAGAAUUUGAGUGAUGAUCAUGUAAGAGGUAGAGAAGAAUUAGGAUCUGACUGCGCAUCAUCAACUGGAUCUGGAUUUGGAUUUGGAUGUGCGCCACUAGUCUGCUUACAAAGUCGUCCAUCUACUCGCAACUUUACUCAAAUAUUGCCCCGCCCUGUAAAUAGAGAGGUAACGCCGACAAGUGCUACCCACAAUCUAGAAGAUCUCUUUGUAGAAAAGUGCGAUUUAUUGGAAGUGAUAUUUUUGGUUCAGGAAACCCCUUCUACUCAAGCAUUUGAUAAGCUGAGGCAAUUGAAUUUGUGGAGGUUACCAAUGCUGAGCCACAUAUGGGAAAAGGGUUUACAAGUUAGCUCAGGCUUUGGAAACCUGAGAUUACUAAAAGUACAGUCCUGUCACAAUUUGAGAUACUUGUUUUCACCGCACAUAGCCAAACUUCUUACCUACCUUGAGAGAAUAGAAGUUUCCUGGUGUAGUGCGAUGGAGAAAAUUGUUGGAGAGGCAGAAGGAGGAGGAGAAAGUAUUGAGGAUGAAUUGACAUUUCCGCACGUAAAUUCCAUCUUACUUGGGCGUUUACCCGAACUUGAAUCUUUCUGCUCUGAAGCUUAUACUUUGAAGUGGCCAGCCUUGGAGAAAGUCGAAGUUCAAAAUUGUCCAAAAUUAAAAGCGUUUGCUCCUGAGUCUCUAUAUGCAUAAGCAGCCAACAUGUGUCUAUGAAGCGUCCACGUGGAAAGAAAAGAAGAAUAUCAUCAGAAGCCAAGAAGCUAGGGACAACACUACAUGACAUGUUACGGUGCACAUCUACAUGACAUACCAAUUUCGUUACUGUUGAUAUUUUUGAUUAAUGUUCCUCAUAUCCUGCCAUUGCAUCUCUUUGAUCAGAUAAUUUAGUUAUUAUCUUUAGUUGUAUUAUAAAACUGGAUUUAUUUGGACCUUCCUUUUCGUAUGUAAUAUUACCAUAUUGAAUCUUUGGAUGUUUGGCUCAACUGUUGGUAUCUAGUUAAUCAAAUUACAAGCAUCAUAGUUUUAAAUUA